This is a messenger RNA of Salvelinus sp. IW2-2015, 1641 nucleotides long. The record is from RefSeq and is a predicted model, not a curated record. NCBI's taxonomy places the organism in Eukaryota, Metazoa, Chordata, Actinopteri, Salmoniformes, Salmonidae.
AUGGUAUUUUCCACAGAGCCAAAGGAAGCUAAGGAGCAAGCCAAACCAGAAGCUACCAAAAAAGAAGCUGAAGUUCCCAAAGAACAGACCAAAGCAGCUACAUCAAAGAAAGAUGCUGAAGCAAAAGAAAAGGCCAAAUUAGCUGCAGGAAAGAAAGAAGCUGAAGUUUCCAAAGAAAGAGCCAAAGCAACUCCUAUAAAUGAAGAUGUCGCAGUUAUUAAAGAGAAGGUCAAAUCAGCCUCUGCAAAGAAAGAUGCUGAUGUUGUUAAAGAAAAGACUAGACCAGUGCCUGCAAAGAAGGUGAAAACUGUAAAAGACAAGGCAAAACCAGCACUAGCCAAGAAAGAGGCUGAAGUUGACAAAGAAAAUUCCAAACCAGCACCUGCAAAGAAAGUUCCUAAAGAAGAGAAUUUCAAGUCAACACCAGUAAAGAAAGAACUUGUUACACCACUGGGGAAAGCACGACCAAACAUUGUAAUCAAAGAACCUGAAGUCAGUCGCAGAAAUCACAGUCACACAAAUGCUUCUCUUACAAAGGAGAGAGUUAAAGUUGUACUUGUGAAGAAAGUUCCUAAAGAAGAGAAUUUCAAGUCAACACCAGUAAAGAAAGAACUUGUUACACCACUGGGGAAAGCACGACCAAACAUUGUAAUCAAAGAACCUGAAGUCAGUCGCAGAAAUCACAGUCACACAAAUGCUUCUCUUACAAAGGAGAGAGUUAAAGUUGUACUUGUGAAGAAAGUUCCUAAAGAAGAGAAUUUCAAGUCAACACCAGUAAAGAAAGAACUUGUUACACCACUGGGGAAAGCACGACCAAACAUUGGAAUCAAAGAACCUGAAGUCAGUCGCAGAAAUCACAGUCACAUAAAUGCUUCUCUUACAAAGGAGAGAGUUAAAGUUGUACUUGUGAAGAAAGAACUUGCUCUGAAAGAGAAGGUCAUGCCAGCCCCUGCAAAGAAAGAACGUGAGGCUCCCAACCAGAAGGCCAAACCAGUAUCUCAUAAYAAAGGUACUGAUUCAAUUCAAGGUUUUGUUUUUCAGGGAAACGUUCAUUUAGCAGAAGACAMAAUUACGUGUCUUUUCAUUUAUUUUGAUUCAGUUGUGGUGAAAUAUGUAUAUUUGUGUAAUUUGAUUCAGAACCUGCUCUUAAAGACAAUACCAAACCAGCCCUUCUAAAGAAAGGCACUGACACGGUUUAAUCUCGCUAGAUUAUUUUCAAUACUCUAUUAUUCUAAUUAUAACUCAUAUAACUCAUAAAAGGUUUAUAUUUAUCAACUAAUACUUGAAGCAUCUAAUCCAAGUGUGUCAAACAUCCCAAAAUUAGGAAUUCAGGAGUAUUUGAUGGCAAGGCAUGAUAUGAAGUGUGGCUCCCCGAACGUCAGUGAAGACGGCCUCAGUGCAAAAUGGGGGGCACCCCUGAUUUCACCUCUGAUUUGACUGUGAUAAUAAUGGACAGAUUGGUUUGCUACUUGUACAGUGUGAGGGGACAUCCAUCAUUUCCUGUACACUGACCAAUCACUCUGAUAGGUUUCUGUUUGUUUGUAACUCAUUUCUUAAAACUUGUUCAGAAGGCUUCCAAAUCAGUCCCUGUAAUGAAAGAACCUGAAUCUAAGGAAACUAAGGAAACCCCUGCCAGGAAAG